GUCUCAGGUCCUCAGUCAAUCUAUGCGGCUAACGUCACAUCUUUCUGUGCUAAAACCAGCCCUCCUGCCUACAAAAGAAACAUCACACCAAUAAAUACAUUUAGCGUUCAGGGAGGAAAUCUCAGGAUGAUGGGGGUUCAAACUGUCUCUAGAGGCCACACACACAAUGUCAUACAACAGCAAUCGAAAAACUCACCAAUAAAAUCGAUUAGCACUUCAAAUCUGACAGGAUUAUUCCACAAGCCUGAAUACCAGGGCACAGGAGCUCUUCCAAAAAGAACCAAGAGCGAAUCCAUCACCGUCAGCACAACAGUGGACAGAAAGGGCAGUCCUGUGGAGCAUAAAGUCCAUACUAAACAUUGUGAGCUGCAGAACUCAUCCAUUGUCAGUACUGAGAUUAGCCAAGUUUUAGAAGAAGGGGCUGGUGGCAAAGCUUCUAAACAGAAGAUAAGUACUGCACAAGAACACACAACAUUGGCAACACCAGAAGAUCUUACUUCUAAACAAAUAACCACAGGAACUGGUUUGCAGGCUGAUCAAACAACGACCCACGUUGAAACAGAGGUCCCCAAAAACGUUUCUUGUGUAGAACCAGAAGUAAAGCAAGAACAGCUUUUGGCAUCAACUGAUCCCAGUAAAGGAUUUGAUACAGAGCUAAAAAAAGAGCCAGAAUUUACAAAGGUCCUGUCUUUAAGUUUGGAGAUUCAAGCAGAAGCUCAAGAAAAUGCGGGGACAGUUGCAGAUACAGCAUUGUUUGCUUCUGGAUCUCACAUUCUUACUUCUGAGGAGGAUCAGGGUAAGGUCUCUUGUGAAGUAGCUGAUAUUACUGCUUCUAAACUGGAGAUUAAUACUCCACAAGGAAACACCACAUUAGUUCUUGACACACACUCUGCAAAGAGUGCUGCUGUUCAAGGAAAUAGAGAACCUUUUACCAAUAAACAAACUACCGCAGUUGGUUUGCAGGCUGAUAAAACAGGGACACACGUUCAAACAAAGGUCCCAAAAGACAUUAGUUGCGCAGAACAAGAAGCAAAGCAAGAACCACAUUCAGCAACAACCGAUCCCAGCAAAGAGGCCACUGCAGAUGUAAAGAAAGAACCAGAAUCUAUGACCUUGGCUCCCAAAGAUUGCACUGACCAGGGCCCUGCCAAAGUUGUGUCUUUGAGUUUGGAGACUCAAACAGAAGCUGAUGGGGAUGAAGGGGAUGUUGUCGUUACAGCAUCCAUUAUUUCUCUACCUCACAUGCAUGGGUCUGAGGAGGGUCAGGGUGAGAUAAUCCUGAUCGAGGACAUGGAUGUAGAAACAGAAGAAAAGAAUGAAGAAGAAGGAGUAAAAGAAGAAGGUACACUCUCCAAUACCGAAAGAAGAAAAGUAAUGGAAGAAGCAGAUACACAGUCCAGUAAUGCAACUGCUUCAUCUGUUGGCCAAGACAGAAAUUACAACCUUGAAAGUAAAUCUCCAAGUAGAGAGAUUUCAAAGGACCUUGAAUUAGAAGAUAACGUUUUGGUGGGUUUCCAUGAUACCCUUGAGGACAAAAUGGACCCUACUGAGUCGGACAACGAGAUCAUUAAUAUAACAGACCAAGGAGCAGUGUUGAGUAUCACAAAGUCAAGAAAGUCGAUUUUAAAUCUAACAGAUUCUGAUGUGGCGUUGUGUUUAUCUGACCAUGAGGAGCUUCAGAGUCCAACAAAGCCAUUUGCAUGCUUGAGUCCAGAAACAUGUCUAAGCCCAGAUGAGACAGAGGUGUUAAUGAGCAUUACAGAUGAAGUAUUUUGCCCAGUUGAUCCAGAAGGGGAUGUUAAAAGUUCUGAUUCUCUUAUGAGUACAAAUCAUCCAGACAUAUGUUUGAGUCCAGUUAAGGUUGAGGUGUGUCUGAGUCCAAAUGGUGAAGAAAAAGACGAAGAAGUCUGUCUGAAUCUAACUGAGGCGAUUGCACAUGUGAGACCAGUAGAGAAAUACGUUCAGUCGACAAAAGAGGAAGGCCAGUCUCUGUCCGUUAGUAGCGAUCACACUUUGCCAGGAGAGGACAGAAAUAUAAAAGCCAGCGUUACAGUCAGAGAUGGGGACAGUUUGUGUUUUGGAUCAUUUCAAAACAGUGGAGGCGUGGAGUUUGGAGGUCCAGGUGGUCGUCGUAUCAUUGCAGACAAAGAGGGACAACUUGGCUUUGGAGACCUAUAUCGUAAAAGUGUAAGAGAUGUGAAAAAUCCCAUAGAGAGUUUCAAAGAUACAAUUUGCAUUGCAGAUAACAAAGAUGUUCCGAAUCUAAAGAAAGGAGGCAUGUGUGGCUCUGUAGGCCAGAAAGAGAUUGCCAGUGUGGAUGGUAAAGUGAGGGGACAGAAAAACAAUGAUUGGCAGGUUGCCAAGGAGACAAGUAACAGUGAACAAGUGUUUGUAAGGUCAGCUAGCUUUGUAAGUCUCCCUGCCAAUGAAGGAUCUUCCUUUAGCGAUUUGACGAGUAAUUCAGGAGGUAGUAUUAUGUCUAGUAGUUUUGUUGGCACAGCUGCAAAUUCAUCAGGUAGGGUCAGUGGUAAAGCAGAAGCUGUCAUUACAACUGGGGUAGAGGGAACUUUCAGGCAGGGAAGUGGAGACUGGAGGGUUUAUGGCCGAAGUCUGGGAUGCACAAGUACAACUUUCCCCAGUAAAGGGAUUGAAGAAAGCCUGUCAGGCAACACGCUCCCUGUAGCAAGCCGAACAGAAAAAGGGCGGUUCGGCAGUAGAGGAACUGGGGAGCGGGUAGUUUAUGGUGGCAGUCUUGGACGAAAGAGCAGCCUUGAUGGUGGCCUUUGCUCAGUUGCCUCAAACCCUGCAACAAGUGCACCAGAAAAAAGAAGAUUUGGCAAUAGAGGGAAUGGAGAAUGGAUGGUUAAUGGAGGGAGUCUUGGACGUGAAAGCAGCUUGCCCAGAUCAGGGAGUGAACAAAUUCCGUCUGUGGGAAUGAUCCCUGCAACAAGUCCACCAAACACAGGAAGGUUUGGAAUUGGAGGGAGUCGAGAUUGGAUGGUUUCCAGGGGCAGUCUAAAACGCAGUUAUAGUGUACCCAUUCCACAGAGCAGGGACAGCCAGUCAACUGCCAUGCACAUUCCAACAAGUCCUACAGGAACAGGGGGAUUUGGUCUCAGAGGGAGUGGAGAGUGGAGAGUCUAUGGUCAGAGUUCUGGACGUAUGAGCAGCAAUACCUUACCCAACGCAGACAGCGUAGAAAGAACUUCUAUGGCAGUGCGACAAGCAACAAGCCCACCAAGAGUGCAGAGGUUUGGCAGUGGAGAUAGUGGAGAGUGGAAAGUUUAUGGUGGGAGUAGUGGACGUUUGAGUAGUGCCAGUAAUGCAGACAGGGUCAGUGUCAAUGCGAAUGUUGGCAAAGUCGUCAGUCCGCCUAGCAUCUACACAAGUACUGGACGAAGGCUCAGCAGCACUGGUAGUGGUGGCAGGCUCAGCAGCACUGGUAGUGGUGGCAGGCUCAGCAGCACUGGUAGUGGUGGCAGGCUCAGCAGUACUGGUAGUGGUGGCAGGCUCAGCUCGGGUAGUGUUGUUAGGCACAGUAGCAGCGUAGGUAGUGGUGGUAGUUUAAGUCACUUAGGAAGUGGAAGCAGACUAAGCAGCUCGCCCGGGAGCCACAGGAUCAGCAGCUCUGGGAGAUUCGCCAGCACUGGCAGCGGCGAAUCAACGCCAGUUUACAGCUCAGCAAGUGAACGGAGGAGCACAGUGGGGAUUGUAGGGCGAUCAGGCGGAGGGGGGACAACCAACAGCCAACAAGCCCCUAGCCCCGGGUGGCUGAGCAGUUCACCAGCUGGCAGGAGAGGCAUGGGAAGUCCUGGGACCUCAUCUAAAAACAGCAGUGGAGGUAGCAGCGACCAUAUUAGCAGCCGAACCGAUGUAAGGAUAAGCGGCUCCCCUGGGUCGGGGGGUACUAAAUGCACAGGGGGGAGGGUAAUCAGCAGCAGCAUCCGGCCAAUCAGGAGCACUGGCAGCGGAGCCGGAGGCAACAAGGAAAGAAUCAGUGUGUGUAAGAUGGCGGCGCUGUCAAUCUCUGCAGCAGGAAGGGAGAGAAUUCAGGAAAAACAAAGACAAGCUCAACAAAAACAACAACAACAGGCUUCAGGUGCCUCUCCCCUCGUGCAGCUCUGGCUGACCACAGGUGCCGGGGUUACAGGUGGCAAAGCUGACGACAUCUUGUGAAUGCACCACUAAAGAGAAGCAGUGUCACAUCAUGUACAGUUAUAUGUGGUAGUUAUGAUGUGGUAUUAUGUGGUAUAUUAGUUCAGUGGUUAACAAGAUACUUUGGAGGAAAGGAAGAUAAACAAAACACUUUUUUCGACUUUUCUCCAAGCUUAUCUGCUUUAGUGAAAUAUUUAGUAUUAAUCUGUAGAAUAACUCAACAUUAAAUGGAAAUAUUUAAGUAAUUCACAAGUAUCUCUAAAUUGGAUGGAAAUCUUUCAACUAAUUCCACCACUGAAUAAUACUGUCUUACAUUUCCACAUAGGAGUAGUUUAAAAUCUGGAGCGGGUUUAAUCAAACUUAAUAAAGAUUAUAUUCGAAUAACAACCAUUGUGUAGUUUAAAGGUCCCAUGUCAUGGCCAUUUCUACUGAUCAUAAUUCCAUUGUUGAGGUCUACUAAAAUACAUUUAUAUUGAGCAAUUUUCCAAACUCACAUUGGUUUCUCAUACUCUGUAUAGUAUGUGUAUUCACUCUUUGUCCUAAAUGGCUUGUUGGAGCUCCUUACUUGCUACAGGGUGUACUUUGAGGGUUUGUUACUCUGCAGACCGUUUACAUGCAUACAAAGCUACAUAACACACAAGGGGACGGGUAAUAACCAGAAAGCAUGACAUGGGACCUUUAAAGUUUUAUCGAUCUUUUUUAAUUGACUUUAAGAGACUUUUAAUCAUAAUCAUCACUUUAUCUAUUCUCAAUUUUUACGUUUUCAAUUGUGUGGUGUUUCACAGAUAUUUAUAUCAGUUUCUGAGUCUUUGUGUUGCAUUCAUCUUCACAAUAUAAUCAAUAUUCAGCCUCACUUGUCAUGUUGAUUCUUACUUUUUUUAAAAGAUUGUACCUGG
This is a messenger RNA of Notothenia coriiceps (black rockcod), 5051 nucleotides long. RefSeq lists its product as uncharacterized. The record is from RefSeq and is a predicted model, not a curated record. NCBI's taxonomy places the organism in Eukaryota, Metazoa, Chordata, Actinopteri, Perciformes, Nototheniidae. The transcript has 2 exons. The coding region runs from base 127 to 4176 and encodes 1349 amino acids.